Chlamydomonas reinhardtii is the source of this 5396-nucleotide messenger RNA. RefSeq lists its product as uncharacterized. The record is from RefSeq and is a predicted model, not a curated record. NCBI's taxonomy places the organism in Eukaryota, Viridiplantae, Chlorophyta, Chlorophyceae, Chlamydomonadales, Chlamydomonadaceae. The coding region runs from base 170 to 4282 and encodes 1370 amino acids. The transcript is spliced from 9 exons.
CACCCGGCGUCGCGGUCAAAUUAUACGGGGACCGACACACAGACGCGAAACACAACCGACGAUGCAUUCGAAAGCUGGGUUCUAAUCCUCGCGCGCACGCCUCUGUGACCGGAACCUGUGCCGCUAGGCGGUACUAAGCCCGUACCCAACUUUAACUUGUCCGGGCAGCAUGCCCUAUGACGAGCGCGCAGCCGAUGGGGCGCAGGUAUCUGACACAGCGGCCACGGGCCCGCCACGGAAGUGCGCGCUGCGGCUCAGCGGCGAACGCGACACCGAAGCAGUCACGCUUGACGCGUAUACGUAUGAGCAGCUUCGAGGCUGUUGCGAAUACUUCCGAGGGCUCAUGGACUUCGGCGUGGGCUCCGGCGCCACACCCUGGGGGCUGGGAGGUGGGGGUGACACGGCGGACACCAGCGAGGAGCCGGAGUCACACGGGCGCGUCUUGAGCGUGCACACAGGCAGCUGUCAAGCCUCCCUGGCCGCCGCGGUGGUGGACUGGCUGGUGGCUGGGGCGGGGGCGGGGGCGGAGGCAACGCCGCUCGAGGUCGAUGGGUCCAACGCCGCCGAGCUCCUGGCUCUGGCGGACGUGUGGUGUGUGCCGGCGGUCAAGGAGCGGGUGCUGGCGGCCCUGUGCAAGGGACCUUGCGCCGGCUUCAGGCGGCCGGCCGCCAACUCGGCGGCGGUGGAGGGCGUGCCGCAGGUGGCAGCGCUGGCGGCGCAGGCGCUGGCGUACGGCAUUGGUGACCCCGACGGGGGGCUGGGCCGGCUGUACAGCGAGUGUAUGGCCUGGAUGGCGGCGUGGCCGGCCAGGGUGUGGCCCAGCCGCACCUUUGCGGCUCUGGCCAGGUCUAUCCAAGAGGACGUGCUAGCAGCCGCCAAGGCCCGCGCCGCCCAGCCAGACGCCGCACCGGCUGCGCUGGCGGCCUGCCGUGCGCUGGCCGCGGCGCUGCCGCCUGUGGCGUGGGCGGCCCGGCCCCGGGAGAUGUGUGGGGAGCUGACGACACACACGUUGGCGGCGCUGUGGGCAAAGUUCCCGGAGGUCUGUGCCUCGGCCGGCGCACGGCAGGACCGCGCCGAGUGCUGGCCGCAGCUGCUGGAGGAGCUGAGGGCGCACGUGGCCGAACACCCCGAGCCUGACCCGGCGGUGUGGGCGCUGGCCGGCGGGCGCGGUGGUGCGGGCUGGGAGGCGGGAUGCCGCCGCUCGUUGCUGUUUGGGCCGCCGCCCCCGCCCGCCGGGGCGGCGCAGCGGGCGGCGCUGCAGCUGCGGGCGCGCCUGCAGCGGCAGCAGCAACAGGGACGCGCGUCGCCGACGGCGUGGGAUGCGGAGCUUCAGGAGGAGGAGGAGGAGAGUUGGCUGGGCGAGGAAGAGGCGCGGCACAUGGAGGCCCUCCACACGCACGUGCACAGCUGGGUGGUGCGCCACAUGCCGCUGGCGGUCCGCUGCGACACCUUCCGCCGGCUGCCGCAGCCCGUGCAGCGUCGCAUCCGGGAGCUGGCGGUGGCGGGCCUGGCCGGACCCGACGCGGCCGCGAGUGCCGCAGGCGCCAGCAGCAGCUCUGGGCGUAGCCCCGGCCCCAACCUCAGCACAGUCGGCCAUUCCGCUGCUAAUGCCGGCGCAGCUGCCACGCCGCCGGGCAGCAGCGGUCUGCGGCGUGGUGCUUGGGCUGGAGGGGAGGCGGAGGAGGCUGUGGGGGCGGGCGGGUCUCGUGCUGGUGCUGGCGGCGGCAUCGCCAUGUGGACCAUCUCCCUGGAACCUGACCCAGUCACGCCUGGGCCCAAGGGCUCGGCUCGGAAAGCCGCCCGGCCGCUCACCGCUGAGCCUCGUGCCUCCGCCUCUUCUGCAAGCGUCACGCCGGGCCGGGCGGCGUCAGCUGCGGCAGUGCGCGGGCGUGCUGGCACAGCAUCGGGGGCAGGCAGCGUGCCGCCCGGGCCUGGCGCAGCGGCGGGCCCGGGUCCCAGCUCGGCGGCAGGGGCAGCAGGAGCAGCACGGAUGCCCACGCUGAGGGCGCAGCCGCAGAGCGCUCUCCGGCGGCAACCGGCGGCCGCGGCUGCAGCCGCCUCGCCAGUCGCUCCUGCUACGGCCGGUACCGUGUCGUCGCCUGAAGCUCGGCUUCAUGCACGGGGCCCCGCAGCGACAGGAGCAGCAGCAGCAGCAGCGCGGGGCGCAAGGGCGGGCGCGUCAGGGUCGGCUGCAGCUGCAGCAGCCCCAUCGCCACGUGGGACAGCGGCAGCAGCACGAGGAUCCACAGCAGCGGCAGCGGCAGGAGGGCGAAGAGCAGCAACAGGAGUAGUAGCAGGAGCAGCAGGAGCAGAAGGAGGAAAGCCAGCAGAGGGAGGGCAAGAGGGAGGGCCGCGGGGGGGAGUUGCAGCAGCGGCGACGCUCACAGCAAGGCGCAGUGCACCUGCACCUGCACAUGCUGCUGGGGCGGCGGCCGCGUCCACGUCCGCACUGUCGCGCCCUGCAUCACGGCAAGCAGCAUCCACUGCGGCCGCUGGCACUGCUGCUGCUGCUGCUGCUGCUGCUGCAGUUACUGCCAAAGCAGGUGUACCGGCUCGCGGGGCGCAGGGCGUCGUACGGGGUGCAGCAGCGCGCACCAGCACCGGCGCCGCUGCUGCUGCUGCUGCUGCGGCGGCGGCGGCCCGCACAUCAGGUGCGGGGGCGCGGCCGGCGACGGCUCUGGCGUCUAAAACGUCGAAGGCGGCUGUGACCGCGGCGCCAUCAGCGCCCAUCUCAGCGGCGCAGGCUUUGCACGAGCCUGCACCGGCACCGGCAGAGCCCGUUGCGCCGUCGGACGUGGAGCUGGAGCCAGGGGCAUGUGCACCGGGAGCUUCGGGGACGACGGCGGAAGGCGUCACGGAGCAGCAGCAGGUGAUGCUAACGGAGCAGCAGCAGGCCGAGCAGCCGCAGCACUUUGAUUCGCCAGCGGUGGCGGCGGGCACGCCACAGGCGGCGGCCUCGCACAUGGGCAGCGCGGCCAGUGCCGGAAGCACCAGCAGCUGGGGCAGCAGCAGUGCGGCGGCGGUAGCGGCGGCGGUGGAGGUGCCGCCGGCGGCGGGGGCACAGGUGGAAGCAUUGGUGGGGCCUGACAGCGGCAGCCCUGUCACUCAGGACACCGACGGCGGCACGAGCAGUGGCAGCUUAGGACAGGAGAGCAUCAGGGCAGCAGAGCAUGCGCGGGUGGCGCUGCCCGUGGCGCCAGAAGCCGUGUUUGUGGAAGACCACAAUGCGCCGACGCCGGCGCUUGCGGCUACUGAAUCCUGCUUAGACUCCAAGCGCGCGGCGGAGCACGCGGCUGUGGAAGAGUCUGGGACUCCUGGGACAGCACAGGAUUCAACUUUGGCACAGGCGAGUGCCUGCGGCCGGUCCGCCGAGGCCCCUACGCAUGGCGACGACGCAAUGCCUCAGCCAGCGCCGCCCUCAUCACCGCAGCCUGACGCGCAACAGGCCGCUUCGUCCGGAGCCGGGGCUGGGACCUCGCCUGCAAAGGCUACCGCCGCCCGCACUGGCGCGGCCCCGGCUGGCCUGCCUGCCCAGCCAGGCGCGGCGACUUCGCCGGCACGGCCAGCGACGACAGCAGCGAGUGCUGCAGCAGCGAGGCCGGGAUCCACCGCUACUGCUGCUCCCGAUCGCAGCCGUUUGCAGGCUGCCUCUGGUGCGGCGCCGCCCACUGCCGGAGCCAGGACGGUUGGCAUCAGCAGCCGGCCCACCUCCGCGGCUGCCGCAGGCGCCAACACCAGUGGCGGCCGCCGAGGCCAGCAAGCGCCCCCGCCUGCAGCUGCUCGGCCACGAGUCAGCUCUACCGCCGAUGCCGCCACUGGUGCUGCGCGGGGAGGUACCGCCGCUGCGAGCAUGCACAAGCCCGGUGCCGCGCGCGCGGGAGCCCCAAAUGGCGGCCGCAUGAGCAGCGACCCGCCGCAGCGACGGCCAGCCAGCGGUGCGGCGCGGCCUGCGGUUGUAGCUCACCCAACGGCGGUCAUGCGCGCACCGCCGCCGCCACCCACGCCCGCCACGUCCUUCUUUCGGCCCGCCCGCAGCCAGCGCAGCGUGGCUGCAGCUGCCGCGCUUCCGGCCGCUGCCACCAGUAGCCGACUGGCAGCAGCGGGCGGCGGUGACCAGUCCGCACGUGCCGACACCGCCACUGGCAAUGGUGCGGCGCCAGCAGUGGUUGCCCCGGCUCCAUUGGCACCACCAGCGGACGGCAUGAGGGACGGUGCCGCAGCGGUAGCCACAGCCGCAGCUACAACGGCUAUUGCUGUGGAGGACACCCAUGAGGAGGCAUAACGGUGGCGGUGUGGUACUGCACCACAGGUGAACGGAGCAAGAUAAGCACUGUGUACAAUCAGGUGGGGCAGCACGUUUGAAUUGCGUGGAUGCAUGGCGCAAUGAUGAACCUGGCAUGAAAGAAGCAGCCGGCUUGAGUAUUCAGGGACCCGAACUCCGGCGCAACGUCCUUUCGAAGGGGUCAUGGUGGAUGUGGGCGUGGGGAGGGGAGGCGUCAGGCGGCCGCAGCAGCUUUCGUGUUUGCGGCGAUGGGGAGGAAUGACUAUGUAAACGAUUGCUGCUGUGGAUCUGAACAGGCAUUGAAGGUGCAGUCGGCAAUACAGAAGUGCCGGCCCUGCGGCCUGGCCGUUUUGGCAUGUAGUUGCCAUCAACCAGGGUUGCGCCGUACUAGCCUCCCAGCUGAUAAUACGCGUAUUAGUACGUAGUGCGUAGCUAACCUAGUACGAUACGCCAAAGUGCGCUUAUAUUACGCUGGGGUGCAAUGGCUAGUACGCUGCCACAAUACGCGACUGCCAAACCCACAGAUGUCAGGAUGUUGGGAUGUUGCAGGGAUGUCGAGUCAGUUUCAAGCCGUUCUCGCGCUUUCUGACACACAAGUAACAUGGUAUGUUAAAGAUGAGGCCAUCAAGCGCGACAAGUAGCUAGAACCAGUGUGAAAGCGUGUGCUGCCAACCUGUUCCAGGCACAGGCGUGUUUUCCCACGUACUACGCGGUAGUACGUACUACGUACUGUGCGACCCUGCAACGGUGUGUGUUUAACAUCGAAGAAGGGGGGCACCGUACGGUCGGGAACGGUGGAGGCACAGUGCGGGCACGGAUUCCGGGGCAUCCUAUCUUGAUCCUAUUGCCGCACUAUGUUUACAGUCAAUGAUGGCUUUGUUAUUCGCAAGAAAGGUGGCCAGUGCAUGGGCAAGCUGACGGAGCUGGCGGUGGUGGCGCGCAAGGUGAUUGAGAAGGCGGCGGCGAAGGAGAAGGCGAAGCAGCAGGUGGCGGAGGAGGAGAAGGCGAAGCAGGCUAAGGAGGUGCUGAUCAUCAGCGACAGUGACUGAGGCGUCAUAGGUUUAGACAAGACUGGUGCGGAACUUAUGCUUGCAGACGGUACCCCGCACUCCCC